AUGUCGGAAAACGUUUCACACACUUUUUUCCCCAAGGAAUCAAAUCAUAACAAUGCCGAAGCUGAUUUAAAUUCAAAUGUCAUUUUUCUCUCAACAAUUAUCAGCCACGAAAAUGAUAGUUGGAAGAAGAAUUUACGGUUACCUCCUAAAGAUAUAAGACCACAAACUGAAGAUGUAACAGCUACAAAGGGAAAUGAAUUUGAAGAUUACUUUUUGAAACGAGAAUUACUAAUGGGGAUAUUUGAAGCAGGAUUUGAACGACCAUCACCUAUUCAAGAAGAGUCGAUACCUAUCGCCCUUACCGGUCGUGAUAUCUUGGCGAGAGCUAAAAAUGGCACUGGUAAAACUGCAGCUUUUGUGAUUCCAUCGUUAGAGAAAAUCAAUACUAAAAAACCAAAAAUUCAAGCAUUAUUACUCGUUCCAACAAGGGAGUUGGCCUUACAGACAUCACAAGUUUGCAAAAGUCUUGGUAAACAUAUGGGUGUUCAGGUGAUGGUAACAACUGGUGGUACAACAUUAAAAGAUGAUAUUUUACGUUUAUCUGAAACUGUGCAUAUUGUUGUUGGGACACCUGGUCGUAUUUUGGAUUUGGCCGGUAAAGGUGUUGCAGAUUUUAGUGAGUGUCCAACAUUCGUAAUGGACGAGGCUGAUAAGUUGUUAAGUCCGGAGUUCUCUCCAAUUGUUGAACAAUUAUUAGGAUAUUUUCCAAAAAAUCGCCAGAUAAUGUUAUACAGUGCUACAUUUCCUUUAAUUGUUAAGAGUUUUAAGGAGAAAUAUCUUGUGAAGCCAUAUGAAAUUAAUUUAAUGGACGAGCUAACUCUUCGCGGUGUAACACAGUACUAUGCAUUUGUAGAAGAGAGACAAAAAGUACAUUGUCUUAAUACUUUAUUCUCGAAGAAUUUACCGACUAAUUAUAUUUUUAUAUUGAUUUACAAUCGUAAUUAUUACGGUUACUUUAAUCCACCAUUAUCAACUUCAUUAUCAAUACCUUCUUCUUAUGUUUGUUAUCACGCCAAAAUGUUACAAAGUCAUCGUAAUCGUGUUUUCCAUGAUUUUAGAAAUGGCGUCUGCCGUAAUUUAGUAUGUUCAGAUUUGCUUACCCGUGGUAUUGAUAUUCAAGCUGUAAACGUGGUAAUUAAUUUUGAUUUUCCAAAGAAUGCUGAAACAUACCUUCACCGCAUUGGUAGAUCUGGUCGUUUUGGUCAUUUGGGCCUUGCGAUUAAUCUCAUUACCUAUGAAGAUCGUUUUAAUUUAUACAAGAUUGAACAAGAAUUAGGAACUGAAAUUCAACCGAUCCCUCCUAGAUAG
Molecule: messenger RNA, 1308 nt
Organism: Entrophospora candida
Lineage: Eukaryota; Fungi; Glomeromycota; Glomeromycetes; Entrophosporales; Entrophosporaceae
Source: the annotation of a GenBank genome assembly